Messenger RNA from Magnusiomyces paraingens, 1572 nucleotides. RefSeq lists its product as uncharacterized. Gene Ontology annotation, biological process: ergosterol biosynthetic process. The transcript has a single exon. Lineage: Eukaryota; Fungi; Ascomycota; Dipodascomycetes; Dipodascales; Dipodascaceae. Bases 1 to 1572 code for a protein of 523 amino acids. Gene Ontology annotation, cellular component: endoplasmic reticulum; membrane. Gene Ontology annotation, molecular function: squalene monooxygenase activity; flavin adenine dinucleotide binding. The record is from RefSeq and is a predicted model, not a curated record.
AUGUCCUCACAACCCCAAAACCAAACUUCACUGCCUCCAGGCGCUGCAGCAGUAUACGAUAUGAUCAUCGUAGGUGCCGGUGUCGUGGGCCCUGCACUAGCUCACGCCAUGGCACUACAGGGCCGCCGUGUAGCUCUCAUCGAGCGUGAUUUAAGAGAACCCAACCGCAUUGUGGGCGAGCUUCUACAACCGGCCGGUCUGCAUGCGCUAGAACGGCUCGGGCUGGCCAGUUGCGUGGAAGGUAUUGAUGCAAUCCCGGAGAUUGGAUACACCAUUUUCUACGAGGGCCAGUCAGUCAAGUUACCAUACCCGCCACGCGGGUACCCAAGCACAAGAGGCACACCUUCUGCAGCCAAUGCAGCAAUUGUGGAGAAACCAGGAACACCAUUACAAGAUAUCAUAAAAGUUAGAGAAAAUGGAGUAUCAUUCCAUCAUGGCAGGUUCAUUAUGAAUCUCAGAAAGGCAGCUGCUAAACAUACAGACUAUGUGGACGUCAUCGAGGCCACUGUCACUGCAACAAUCACUGAGGAAGAAGAGGUGGAGCCUCCAGAGCUGCUAGCAAAAAAGAGAAUCCAUCGUAGACUUGGACGCGUGGUUGGAGUACGCAUUAAACAAGCAGUUGGUGCAGACAAGUCAGUCACAGAAGAACGGACCCUAUUUGCGCCCAUCACCGUGAUUGCGGACGGCACCACGUCCAAGUUCCGCAAGGAGUACACGACCCGCUCGCCGGUUGUCAAGUCACAUUUUGUAGGGGUAGUUCUGGACAAUGCAGAGCUAGUUGCGCCGAACCAUGGUCACGUUUUACUUGGAACCAAGUUUGCACCUGUGCUUGUGUACCAGAUUGGAACCACAGAAACCCGUGCACUGUUUGAUAUCCAGGGGAAACUUCCAUCAAUUUCUAACGGCGACAUGGCCAAACAUCUUACGGAAAACGUGGUGCCAUACCUGCCGCAACAACUGCAACCAUCUAUGCGAGCAGCCAUUGAUAAGGGCCAGUUCCGCAGCAUGCCUAACCAGUUCUUACCUACAAGCCCACAACGUACACCAGGUGUCAUUGUACUGGGUGACGCAUGGAACAUGCGCCACCCACUCACAGGCGGUGGCAUGACUGUAGCUCUUAACGAUGUGGAUCUACUACGCACACUGUUACGCGACACGGCCGGCACACUGGAUUGGGCUGACUGGGACGCUGUACAAGCUCAAGUUUUAGAACCCUUUUACUGGCGCCGUAAGAACUUGGGAGCUGUGGUCAACAUUUUGGCUCAGGCCUUGUAUGCACUUUUUGCGGCAAACAGUGAGGAUCUUUAUGUACUACAGCGUGGGUGCUUCCGUUAUUUCGAGCGUGGCGGUGCGUGUGUUGCAGACCCAGUAUCGCUUCUGUCAGGUAUCUUGCCAAGGCCCUUGGUUUUAUUUAACCACUUUUUCGCCGUCGCAUUCUAUGCUAUCUACUGUAACUUUUGUGAUGCAGGUCUGGCUGGAUUCCCUGGAGCUCUUUUGCGGUCAAUUACGGUUUUGUAUACUGCUACGAUUGUCAUUUUGCCCUACAUUUUAGAAGAACUCAAGUGGUAUUAA